Messenger RNA from Paecilomyces variotii, 567 nucleotides. RefSeq names its product putative 3-beta hydroxysteroid dehydrogenase/isomerase. The record is from RefSeq and is a predicted model, not a curated record. The coding region runs from base 1 to 567 and encodes 188 amino acids. NCBI's taxonomy places the organism in Eukaryota, Fungi, Ascomycota, Eurotiomycetes, Eurotiales, Thermoascaceae. Gene Ontology annotation, molecular function: 3-beta-hydroxy-Delta5-steroid dehydrogenase (NAD+) activity. The transcript is spliced from 3 exons. Gene Ontology annotation, biological process: steroid biosynthetic process.
AUGCCAUCAAGUCUAAUUUUCAUCACCGGGGCAAUUGGCUUUAUUGGCAGUGUGACUACUCGUGAGGCAUUCGUUUUGAUGUCUGACUUCACACACGAAUCUUCUUUUUCUGGGAAGCUCAAUGGAGUAUAUUAUGUCCUCCAUAUGGCCUCCCCUAUUGCAGCGCCAGGUCCGGAUGCUACCAAUAAGGAGACAUACUUCAAACCCGCAGCUAAUGGCACAAUCGCUAUAUUGAAGGCAGCAGCAAAAAUCCCCAGCAUCAAUAAAGUCAUUGUCACAUCAUCGAUUCUUGCUUUGGUUCCUAUGUCCGGUGUACCGAAUGGAGAAACCCUUCACGAUUUCUCAACUGCAAUGAACAUGUAUCAUCCUUCCAAGAUCGUUGCUAACAAUGCUUCUUGGAAAUUCAAGAAAACAGCCUCUUCAGCAUUUCUACUCUCAGUCCACAUCUUAGACGUGGCAGAGGCACACAUCAGAACCCUCGAUGACAAGGUAGCCAAUGGCUCGAAAUAUAUUCUCACAGCUGGGAAACACACAUGGAUUGAUGUUGUAGCCCUCCUGAAGAAAUGA